CUGCACUUUAUGUCAGAACAACAACCACAUCAACUCAACGUCCAUUCUCACAAUAGCUUUAAAACACUGAUUGCUUGCCAAACCCCUCAGCCGAGCACAACAUCCCACUGCGCGUCUACCCUGCGUUCGAGACCGCAAUUGAAUACUACCAAAACAUCUCAACAACAAUCUUGCCAAACUAGCACACGACAUCCCAAAGAGCCUGCUCAUCACCCGGCCUCUCCUUCCUUCACACCUUUUCUGUGAGCGGACAGACAUUGAUGCUCAACCAUGGAUUCCAAGAUGGACGUUGAUGUCGGGAAACCGGCGCAGCCUCAUGGGCUAUCGCCUGUUACAGAUUCUCAGUCAAUACCGACCUUGGAUGGGUGGAUUGAGAGCUUGAUGGAUUGCAAACAAUUGGCAGAGAGCGACGUUUCAAGGCUCUGUGACAGAGCGAGAGAAGUACUCCAAGAAGAGUCGAACGUACAGCCAGUGAAAUGUCCCGUCACGGUCUGCGGUGAUAUUCAUGGCCAAUUCCACGAUCUGAUGGAAUUGUUUCGCAUCGGCGGACCCAAUCCAGACACGAACUACCUCUUUAUGGGAGAUUACGUAGACCGUGGCUACUACUCCGUCGAAACCGUGACCCUCCUCGUUGCACUGAAGAUCCGAUACCCUUCUAGAAUUACAAUUCUCCGUGGAAACCACGAGUCAAGACAGAUCACACAAGUCUACGGAUUUUACGACGAGUGCCUGAGGAAAUACGGCAAUGCCAAUGUCUGGAAAUACUUCACCGAUCUCUUCGACUACCUUCCCCUCACCGCUCUUAUCGACAACCAGAUCUUCUGCCUGCACGGAGGGCUGUCUCCUAGUAUCGACACCCUUGAUAACAUCCGGUCGCUUGACAGAAUCCAGGAGGUACCCCACGAAGGUCCCAUGUGCGAUCUACUCUGGAGUGAUCCAGAUGACCGAUGUGGAUGGGGUAUCAGUCCAAGAGGAGCAGGAUACACGUUUGGCCAGGAUAUCUCGGAAGCGUUCAAUCAUAACAAUGGUUUAACGUUGGUUGCCCGAGCACAUCAACUGGUCAUGGAAGGAUACAAUUGGGGUCAAGACAGAAAUGUGGUGACGAUCUUCAGUGCGCCCAACUACUGCUACAGGUGCGGCAAUCAAGCUGCUAUCAUGGAGAUUGACGAGCACCUGAAGUAUACCUUCUUGCAAUUUGACCCCUGCCCACGAGCUGGUGAGCCUAUGGUCAGCCGAAGAACGCCAGACUACUUCCUUUAAGGAAACCACGAGACGAGUGCAUGAUCGAAGAUGCCCACAAAUUACAGAUCACGUUGGAUUUCCUCAACGGCAUGGUUCUGUCAAAAGAAGGAAUGGAGGUACAAGGCUCUCAAUUGCAUUUCUGCCACAAGAGAAAGAACAGCGAGACAGGGUGCAUAUUCAGGGGCAGAGUGGCUAGCAUGCAUUGAGGAAGUCGGGCGUGAGGGAACGACGCCCAUAGAAUCCAGCCGUCGCUUCUCGCAAGAACAGUCAAGUAAGCGGCGGAGCGCUCUUGACACUGUCUCGAAGACGAGGCUGUCGUCAAAAUGUAUUACAAGCAUGACCGUUAAUCAUUGAAAGAGUUCCUUGUUUG
Exophiala viscosa is the source of this 1612-nucleotide messenger RNA. RefSeq names its product serine/threonine-protein phosphatase PP2A catalytic subunit. Gene Ontology annotation, molecular function: protein serine/threonine phosphatase activity. NCBI's taxonomy places the organism in Eukaryota, Fungi, Ascomycota, Eurotiomycetes, Chaetothyriales, Herpotrichiellaceae. Gene Ontology annotation, cellular component: cytosol. The record is from RefSeq and is a predicted model, not a curated record. The transcript is spliced from 5 exons. The coding region runs from base 271 to 1260 and encodes 329 amino acids. Gene Ontology annotation, biological process: mitotic cell cycle.